AUGUCUGCCAGCCCGCGACCAAACCGCCUCCCUUUGCGGAGAGCGUGGGAGUUGCUUGAGCAGCGCGAGCAUGAGCGGUACCGAAUUGCGCGGGGCGUCGACAUCCCGCUUCGGCCCGGACUCAGCAACGUGCAGCGGUAUUCGAUUCACAAUUCGAAGCUGCACCGGGCCGACAACCGGUACUCGGACGUGAAUGCGUACGACCAGACCGCUGUCAAGCCGGGCGGCGAGUUCCUCAACGCCAAUAUCGUCGGCGACGGCACAGGACGGUGGUGGGUCGCUGCACAAGUGAGACUACACGAGGCGGCGGCGCUUCUCGACAACUCGGCUUCGGAGGCUGCUGAGCGGGAUCCGCAUCUCCUCAAGACAAGAAACAAGAAGGACGUCAUCCUCAUUCAGCUCACUGGAUGGGUUGAGCGGGGCAUUGAGAAGGCGUGUCCAUACAUGCCCCUGACUUUUAAAUCCAAACACGGCGACGAGAUCCACCUCAGGCUGAAGAAGCAGGAGCGCAAGCCGGAACUCGGCUCGGUGUACUCAGAGCUGGAAGUUACCGAUGGAGAUGCGGCCAAAGUCGUCCAUCACUACUUCUUCUCAUCGUGGCCCGACCAUGGCGUUCCGGAGGGUGAAAAUGUCGAGUGUCUGCGCCGCCUCGUCGAGGACAUCGCCCGUCAGAGUGGCACGGAUCGAGGCGAGCAGGAGUGCGAGGUCUGGGUGCACUGUUCUGCCGGCGUCGGCCGCACGGGUACAUUCAUCGCACUGUCUUCGCUGUUCUAUCCCCAGCCGAGAACGUAUGAGACGGACGACCUGGAAGCUCUCGGUGGCGACCCCAUUGCUGAGACCGUCGAGGUCAUUCGACGAUCUCGCAACAUCCUCGUCCAGGCGCCGCAGCAGCUCAAGCUGAUCUACGACAUGAUGGAGGAGUAUGGUAAUAGAAGUGUACAUUAG
Messenger RNA from Trichosporon asahii var. asahii CBS 2479, 945 nucleotides. RefSeq lists its product as uncharacterized. The transcript is spliced from 3 exons. The record is from RefSeq and is a predicted model, not a curated record. Bases 1 to 945 code for a protein of 314 amino acids. Lineage: Eukaryota; Fungi; Basidiomycota; Tremellomycetes; Trichosporonales; Trichosporonaceae. Gene Ontology annotation, molecular function: protein tyrosine phosphatase activity. Gene Ontology annotation, biological process: protein dephosphorylation.